AUGGCCAGCACGAACGCUGCAGACUUGUUCUACCUCUCACAGGUCCCACCAACAGCUUCCCGGAACCCAGGCAGCAAGAUCUUCACUUCCAUGUUUGAUAAAUACAUGGUAGUGCCUUCUUCUAAAGAUGAUAGUGUGUAUCUUGUUUUUCCAGUAAGCUACACGACGACGUUGCGUGACGAUGAGGGGAAAGAGAUAGAUGGCAGCUUCGAAGACUCGGAAGACUGGGAUGAGAUUCAGUGGGCUGCGGGCGUGUAUGAGCACUUGCGAGGCAAUCACCCUAAAUUACUUGAAUUCAAGGGCCGUGACCCCUAUGGCUACCUUCUGUCAAAAUCCUCCAUUGGCCCCCUAACCUUUGCACUACACUCCCAUCCCACCUUCACUACUAGCCCCCUCUCCCUCGCGCUCAUCUACCGCUGGGCAUUCAACACACUCUCCGCGCUGCAGUACCUUCACUCACGCGACGUCGUGCACUACGAGUUCUGCUCAGAGGCGCUCUGGCUGGAGCCUGAUCUCUCGCUCUCCAUGCUCGGUCUCUGGGGCGCGCAUGUAGGGCACUAUUGCCCCACUACAGGCAAUCAGAUGACUGAUAUCAGGCUUGAAGAGCGAUUUGUGAGUUUUCAGACAGAUUUGCUCGAUUGGGCGUCGUGGGUGUAUGGGCUUGUGACUGGAGAGGGGGCGUUGGCUGUGUUGGAGGGGCUUGAGGGUGAACCAAAUGAGAUGGAAGAGGAGAGGAGGAGGGCAAUGGCCGCUAAACAGUUCCCUGUGCUUGGGAAGGAGAUGUUGGGCGCGGUGGUGGGGAAGUGCUGGAAGGGCGAGUACGCUUCUAGUAUGGAGGCUGUGGACGAGUUGAAGGUUUUCUUGGAAAAGAUGGGGUUUGAGUGGGAGGGAAAUGGUGAUUUGGUUGAUUUUGAUAACGCGCCGUAUGAGUACUUGAAGGUAUUCGAUAACCCUUAUCUGAAAUUAGAUGCCUGA
Messenger RNA from Botrytis fragariae, 975 nucleotides. Its product is annotated as putative serine threonine protein kinase protein. The record is from RefSeq and is a predicted model, not a curated record. The transcript is spliced from 2 exons. The coding region runs from base 1 to 975 and encodes 324 amino acids. NCBI's taxonomy places the organism in Eukaryota, Fungi, Ascomycota, Leotiomycetes, Helotiales, Sclerotiniaceae.